Messenger RNA from Emericellopsis cladophorae, 501 nucleotides. RefSeq lists its product as uncharacterized. Lineage: Eukaryota; Fungi; Ascomycota; Sordariomycetes; Hypocreales; Bionectriaceae. Gene Ontology annotation, cellular component: nucleus. The transcript has a single exon. Bases 1 to 501 code for a protein of 166 amino acids. The record is from RefSeq and is a predicted model, not a curated record. Gene Ontology annotation, biological process: regulation of DNA-templated transcription.
AUGUCACAAGCUCCUGGCUCCCCAUACACCACCAGUCGCACAAUCAUUCAUGACCUCACCCUCCCAUCCAUACCCAAUGUCAACAUCCCGCCAUCCCCGCCAGGCUCGCCGCCCCCUGGCGCGAACAAGAAACUCGAGCAGUUCAUCCUGUUGAAGAAGCAGGGUGUGCACUUCAACGCGAAACUGGAGAACUCUGAGGCGUUGAGAAACCCAAGCCUGAUGGACAAGCUGCUGGGCUUCGCCGGGGUGGAGGGAAAGGAACAGUACGAGACGACGUUGCGUGAUGAUGGGUGGUGGGACCCCAAGGCAUUUCCCCGGGAAGCCUACAGGCUCGCACUCCGGAAGAACCAAGACAAGAUGACGAGGGAGCGCGAGGCAGACAAAGCAGCAGGGAACAGAACGAGCGUCGACUUUGUGCCCUCGACAACUACGGAGGGCAACGUCUCCAAUGUGGGCGGGACUAUGACCAAGGGCCCAGGACGGAAGCGUGGGUGGGAUUGA